UCCUUACUUAGUCUAUACUGCUGCAGAGUCUCUCAGUCAGUCUCUUGUCUCUCUCUCUCUCUCUCUCUCUAUCUCUCUCUUCAUCUCCCCGUGUUUCCGUUUUCCGCUCCCCCCCGCCUCCCCUCCCGCCCCGAUCCUAUUAUAUUAUCAGCUAAUCAAAACACCCAUUUUUCCCUCGCCAAAUUAGAGUUGCGUCUCCCCUGGAUUGGCUUCUUCCUCCGAUCUUUCUCUCUUGCAACUCUUCACGCCCCAAUCCCUCGAGGAUCUUCUCUCCCUCUCUCUCCUUCCCCCUCCCCUUCUCUUUAUCUCGCAUCCCCUUUCCAUUCUUUCAAUUCUCUCUCCCCAUCGCCAAUUGUUGGAGAGCACCUUUUGUUUGCUCAGUCACCCUCCAACAUGGCCAGUCUCAAUGGGAGUUUCGCCUCUCCAUCCGCGGAUGCCGUGAUUUCCCCCAGACUUUUUGAGCCCUCUGGCCUUGUCGCCUCCGUCCUUGAAGGGUUUACCGUUUGGAAGGCUCUCUUGACUCUGUUCAUUGCGGCUGUGAUCUAUGAUCAGUUCCGGUAUCUAUGGCUCAAGGGUUCAAUUAUCGGCCCAGCAUGGAAGAUGCCUUUCAUGGGCCCUUUCCUCCAAUCCGUCAACCCCAAGUUCCAUGAAUACAAGGCCAAGUGGGACAGCGGUGCGCUGAGCUGCGUUUCUGUCUUCCACAAGUUCGUCGUCAUUGCUUCUACUCGUGACAUGUCGCGCAAGAUCUUCAACUCCCCUACCUUCGUCAAGCCUUGUGUCGUCGACAUUGCGCACAAGCUCCUUGGUGCGGAUAACUGGGUCUUCUUGGACGGCAAGGAUCACGUCGAGUUCCGUAAGGGCUUGAACGGUCUCUUCACGCGCCAGGCGCUUUCCUACUACCUCCCUCGCAUGGAGGAGGUUUACAACGACUACUACGCUCGCUUCCUUCGGAUCUCCAAGGAGAACAACUUCACCCCGACUCCCUGGAUGCCGGAAUUCCGUGAACUGAUGUGUGCUGUUUCCUGCCGUACAUUCGUCGGUCACUACAUCACCGAAGAGGCCAUCAAAAAGAUUGCUGAUGAUUACUACCUGAUCACCGCUGCUCUUGAGCUGGUCAACUUCCCCGUUAUUCUCCCCUACUCCAAGGCUUGGUACGGCAAGAAGGCCGCAGACAUGGUUCUAGCGGAGUUCUCGAACUGCGCUGCUAAGAGUAAGGCUCGUAUGGCCGCUGGUGGAGACAUCACUUGCAUCAUGGACGCCUGGGUCAAGGCCCAGCAGGAUUCCGCCAAGUACCGGGAGAAGCUUGCCCAGGGCAUCGCUGUGGAUUCCAACGAGAAGCCGCCUCAGCUCCUGCGUGACUUCACCGACUAUGAAAUUGCCCAGACCGUGUUCACUUUCCUCUUCGCCUCCCAAGACGCCACCAGCGCGGCCAGUACUUGGCUGUUCCAGAUCAUGGCCGACCGCCCUGACGUGCUUGACAAGGUUCGCGAGGAGAACUUGCGUGUUCGCAAUGGCGACAUUCAUGCUCCCCUGACCAUGGAGCUGCUCGAUAACUUGCCCUACACUCGCGCCGUUGUCAAGGAGACCCUGCGCUACCGCCCUCCUGUAAUCAUGGUUCCGUACUUGGUCAAGAAGGACUUCCCCAUCACCGAGAACGUCACCGUAUCCAAGGGCUCUAUGAUCAUCCCCUCUGUCUGGCCCGCCUGUCACGAUGAGGAGGCCUAUCCUAACGCCGACUCUUUCGAGCCUGAUCGCUGGAUCACUGGUACUGCCGAGCAACAGACCAAGAACUGGCUUGUCUUUGGCACUGGUCCUCACUACUGCCUGGGCCAGACCUAUGCUCAGCUGAACCUGAUGGCCAUGAUCGGUAAGGCCAGUAUGGAGAUGGACUGGGAGCACACCCCUACUCCCGAGUCGGAGGAGAUCAAGGUGUUUGCCACUAUCUUCCCCAAGGAUGACUGCCUGUUGUCGUUCCGCCCUCGCCCUUAAGCAUUUCCUUUCCGUUUAAGAGACAGGACGCCGGAAGCUUCGGCUUUCAAUCACCUGCCAGACACAUUGAAAGGUGGAAGGAGAGCCCCCGUGUCCCGCAUGUGCUGCGUUGCAUCCUGUCCUGGUGAUACGGCUGCAGACAACCCCCUUCUUCUUCGAUCCACCUUUUGUUCUUCUUCGACCUUGUAACUACUUACCCUACUGCCCGCCUUUCUUCUUCUUCUUCUGCUUCUUCUUCUUCUUUCAUCAUCUCGGGGGUAGAACGGCGAUACCAUCUGCUGUUUGCGGUAUCCAGAGUUGCCUGCGCAUGGGUGCCUGGAGGUAUAUGAUUUUGCAACGAACCAAGUGGCUCCGCUUCAGUGAUUCACGAAGCCGUGAAGUGGCAUGUCAUUCUUAGAUUACGCUACUUAUAACUAAUAAUAAUGCGAGACUCGAAUAUUGAUGAUA
Aspergillus saccharolyticus JOP 1030-1 is the source of this 2436-nucleotide messenger RNA. RefSeq names its product C-22 sterol desaturase erg5 (gene erg5). NCBI's taxonomy places the organism in Eukaryota, Fungi, Ascomycota, Eurotiomycetes, Eurotiales, Aspergillaceae. Gene Ontology annotation, biological process: sterol metabolic process. Gene Ontology annotation, molecular function: iron ion binding; oxidoreductase activity, acting on paired donors, with incorporation or reduction of molecular oxygen; monooxygenase activity. The record is from RefSeq and is a predicted model, not a curated record. Bases 394 to 1989 code for a protein of 531 amino acids. The transcript is spliced from 4 exons.